This is a messenger RNA of Colletotrichum abscissum, 660 nucleotides long. RefSeq lists its product as uncharacterized. The transcript has a single exon. The coding region runs from base 1 to 660 and encodes 219 amino acids. Lineage: Eukaryota; Fungi; Ascomycota; Sordariomycetes; Glomerellales; Glomerellaceae. The record is from RefSeq and is a predicted model, not a curated record.
AUGCGCAUCGGCCGCUGUCUUUUUCCCAUCCAAUGCCUAAUUAUAAUCGCAAUCGUUUUGGUGGUUGGUAGUGGUGGUGGUAAGGCUGCGUCUUUCACGGCGUUCUCUCCGACUGAAGGCGGAGUGCCGAGCGCGCGCUCAUGGAUGAAUAGCGACAACGCGACAACGCGACGUCCCAGUAUCUCUCUGCACUGCAGGCCUCCUCCAGGGUUUGGACGUUCUCGAAGCUUUGCUGGAACGGCCCGGCAGCAUGGGGGUCUCUUCUAUGCUGAAGAAACGGAAUUUCCUCCAAUGCAGUCCGGAGCGAGAGACAGAUGCUGCACGUGCAGGGCGGCUCUCAACUCAAAGUCGAGGGACGUUUGGGGCAUGGCCAUGGGCAAGACAACGAUGGACCAGACAAAUCACAUUCCCUGUGGUUCCUCACCCCCUACCACCCAAGACGGUCCAGGAGCAUACGAAGCGAGCGAGCGAGUACCGGAGCUCCGUUGGGAGGGCAAUAAUAUUAUAUGCCGCCAGCAGACAGGCCGCAACGCCGCAGUGCGUCGCGCAAGAUUAGCAUUGGUGAUUAGGCAGAGCCCCCGCGGCCUGUUAGACCGAGCGCAGAGGGUUCCUCCGCGGCCGUGGGUUGCGAAACGUCAGGGUCUGACGCAUCGAGUUUGA